This is a messenger RNA of Penicilliopsis zonata CBS 506.65, 1065 nucleotides long. RefSeq lists its product as hypothetical. Gene Ontology annotation, molecular function: formyltetrahydrofolate deformylase activity. The record is from RefSeq and is a predicted model, not a curated record. The transcript has a single exon. NCBI's taxonomy places the organism in Eukaryota, Fungi, Ascomycota, Eurotiomycetes, Eurotiales, Aspergillaceae. The coding region runs from base 78 to 956 and encodes 292 amino acids. Gene Ontology annotation, biological process: 'de novo' IMP biosynthetic process.
CUCACCCCUCCUUCAAUUCAACAUUGACUGAAGAAUAACAGUUUCACGAAAAGCUAAUAACAGUCGAUCACCUCAAAAUGGCCAACCGCUUCAUCCUCACCCUGUCCUGCCCCGACCGCCCCGGCAUCGUACACGCCGUGACCGCGUUCCUGGUGCAGCACAAUCUCAACAUUGUGGAAUCGUCGCAGUAUGGCGAUGCCAGCUCGCAGCGGUUCUUCAUGCGCAUGCAUUUUGCCGAGACACCAAAGGAGGGCGAGGAGGCAUCGGCGGCCAGCCUGACGCUGCAAGACGUGCGCGCGGCGUUCGCCCCGACCGCGCAGGCGCUGGACAUGGACUUUGAGAUCCACGAAGACACGCGCAAACCCCGCGUGCUGAUCAUGGUGUCGAAGAUCGGCCACUGCCUCAACGACCUGCUCUUCCGGCAGUCGACGGCCCAGCUGGGCAUCGAGGUGCCGCUGAUUGUCUCGAACCACCCCGAUUUCGCCCCCCUGGCGGCCUCGUACAACAUCCCCUUUGUGCACCUGCCCGUGACGGCGGCAACAAAGCAGGAGCAAGAGGCAAAGAUCAUCGAGCUCGUGCGCGAGCAUAAUAUCGACCUCAUCGUGUUGGCCCGGUACAUGCAGGUCCUCUCGCCCACGUUGUGCGACGCCAUGUCCGGCCGCAUCAUCAACAUCCACCACUCCUUCCUGCCCUCUUUCAAGGGCGCCCGCCCUUACCACCAGGCUCACGACCGUGGCGUCAAGAUCAUCGGUGCCACCGCCCACUUCGUUACUUCGGAUCUCGACGAGGGGCCCAUCAUCGAGCAGAACGUCGUCCGUGUCAGCCACGCCAUGAGCCCCAAGGAACUCACCCACGCCGGCUCAAAUGUCGAGAGCAACGUCCUCGCCACCGCUGUCAAGUUCUUCGCUGAGCGCAGAGUCCUUCUUAACGGCCACAAGACGGUCGUCUUCAAUUAAUAAGUUCUAUAUAUCAUACUACACAAACAUAUCUACGGUGUUGGAUAGAUGGGUUGGCGUAAGCCUUUUACAUAUAUAGCAAAUAUAAAUAUUUUUCAAAAGUUAAUAC